GCGUGGGCUCCACCGAUCCGCUCAGUGCUUUGACGGUUCUCCAGUCAAUCGGAUCGAAGGGAAUCCACCAGAUCUCGGAGAGAUAUAUAGCCUCAAGGAGGUGAUUAUAGAAGGGCCGCAAUUCUAACGGCAAACCAAGAGACAGUCGAUAAGAUUAAUUUAAUUAAAAGUGGAAAAAAGCAAAGCGAUCUAUCGAUCGAUCGAAUCUAUUGGAUCGCAACUCGUAUAGAUAAGAAUUAAAAAAAAAAAAUAAAUAAAAUAAUAAAAACUGGAGUGGCGACUAGCGUUUCAAGUGAUUUGUGAUUGUGACUAAAGCCCAUCCCACGAGUCAAAAUAAUAUGAUCCAAGAGUGAUUCAAAGAACAGGGGCUUUCAACAAAAAUAAUAUCCAAAAUGUAUGUGGCCAAUACCACGGGCGGCCUAAUGCUGCAGACCAUGUUGUAUUUGGCCAAUCGGACCAGUCGGGCGACACUCAACACCUUGGUGGACCUGCCACCGGCAACCAAAAGUGACAUUAACGAGGUCAAGUGCUUCGGCGUCUACGGCUGCUUCCCCAUCAAUGGACCCUGGAACACGGUGACCCGAACCAUUGGCGUACAUCCCCAGAAGCCCUCGGAAAUAGAACCCCAUUUCACGUUACAUACCCGAAAGGAACUGGAUCAGCCGCUGUACCUGGAUCUCAACGAUCCGGAUAGUAUCCAGGGCAUGGGCGUGGAUCCGCACGGCAAGAUCUUCCUCCUGGUCCAUGGGUACUUAGAGUCGGGUGAGAUACCAUGGAUGCUGGACCUGGCGAGGGCGCUGCUGCAUCACGAGCCGAAGGGCAAGGCGGCGGUGGUGCUGAUCGAUUGGGGCGGCGGGGCCAGUCCUCCGUAUGUCCAGGCCGUGGCCAAUAUCCGGCUGGUGGGCGCCAUCACGGCGCAUGUGGUGCACAUGCUCUACGAGGAGUUGAAGCUGCCAAAUCUCUCAAAAGUCCACAUCAUUGGCCACUCCCUGGGCGCCCACUUGUCCGGCUAUGCCGGCUAUCACCUUCAGCGGGACUUUGGUUUGAAGCCCAAUAGGAUAACGGGUCUGGAUCCAGCUGCUCCACUCUUCACGGACACCGAUCCCAUUGUCCGUCUGGAUCCCACGGACGCCCAUUUCGUGGACAUCGUUCACACGGACGCCAAUCCCCUGAUGAAGGGAGGUCUGGGUAUCAAUAUGCGGCUGGGACAUGUCGACUUCUUCCCGAAUGGAGGCUUCGAUAAUCCCGGCUGCAACAAGAAGUUCCAGGACGUGGUCAAGAGCAACAAGAAGGCCACUCUCUUCCUGACCAUGCAGGAGUUCCUCGGCUGCAAUCACAUCCGCAGCGAGCAGUACUUCACGGAGAGCAUUGGCUCCAAGUGUCCCUUCCUGGGCAUCACCUGUGACUCCUUUGAGAGCUUCAAGGACCACAAGUGCAUCAGCUGCGAGGAGCCGGGACACACCUGCCUGCGCAUGGGCUACCACAGCCAGGAGGACUACCAGGAGCAGGUGAAUCUCGGCCACAUCAAGCAGGGCGACUCGCCCGGCGUCUUCUACCUGUGGACCGGGGACAGGAAGCCCUUCUGCCGGCUGCACUACCGGAUCACGGUGCGAAUGUCCGCCCACGACGAGAGCACGCUGCACGGCGGAGAGGUCGGCAUCCUGUCCGUCCGGAUACACGACGGGAAGAGCACCCACAAGAAGAAGCGAGCCUCGACGGAGCUAAUGAAGUUCUCGACGAAGGCCAUGUACUUCGAGCCGGGCUACGAGUACAAGGCCCUGGUGGCCGGGCGCGAUCUGGAGAAUCCGGAAUACGCCACCGUGCACUGGGAGUAUCCGACCAGCAUCCUUAAUCCGCUCACCUGGCGCUUCCUGUCUUCUCCCAGGAUCUAUCUGGAGUAUAUCCUGAUCGAGGCCAUGGAGUCCACGGAUUUGUACCUCAAGCUGUGUCCCCAAAACGAGGGCGCCAUCCUAUCCGGUGCCGAGAAUGUCCUGCGCUCCAGUUUCUGCAAAGAUUAAGGAAUAAGCACCCCCAUCCUCCAUAUAAUUAAUUCCCCCCCCCAUCUGCUUGGAACACUUUUUCAAAACUCGCGGGCCAAAAAUAAGUCCCAUCACUAGAAUGUGGUUGAAAAAUAUGGAAAAAACAUGGCGGUUAGGGUGGUGACUAAAGCCGAGACACCUACCACGGCAAUCUGUGUCUCUGCUGUGGGAUCAGUUAAGGCUGCUAUAAAAAGUGUUCCCAGGAGAACAGCUUGUAUUUUAUUAUAGUAUUGUUUAUAGUUUGCUGAAGAAGAGAAAAUGCCUAAAAUUGUCAUUUAUUUGUAAUUUAUUUCUUUUUUUUUUAAUUACGAUUAGCAAUUAUAAUUAUUAUGUUUUUUUUUUUGGAAUCUAAAAAUGUAGUUAUAUUACAUUGAUGUAGACUAAUUUAAUUUAAAUAAAAUGCAAUUAUAACAAAGUGUA
Messenger RNA from Drosophila ananassae, 2459 nucleotides. RefSeq names its product pancreatic triacylglycerol lipase. The transcript is spliced from 3 exons. Gene Ontology annotation, biological process: lipid metabolic process. The record is from RefSeq and is a predicted model, not a curated record. The coding region runs from base 393 to 2018 and encodes 541 amino acids. Gene Ontology annotation, molecular function: lipase activity; carboxylic ester hydrolase activity. Lineage: Eukaryota; Metazoa; Arthropoda; Insecta; Diptera; Drosophilidae.